UCAACCAACAUGGCUGCCCAGCCUGAUCGAGAAAAACACAGCAUAUGCAUGGUUUCCGAUUUCUUUUACCCAAACAUGGGCGGAGUAGAGAGUCACAUUUAUCAGCUGGCUCAGUAUCUCAUUGAGCGAGGACAUAAGGUCGUGAUUGUAACACAUGCCUAUGGCGAGCGAAGUGGAAUACGUUAUUUAACAAACUACCUCAAGGUCUAUUAUUUACCUUUUGGUCCAUUUCACAAUCAGUGUGUACUGCCAACUCUGUACACAACAAUUCCAUUGAUGAGAUGUGUGUUUCUGCGAGAGAAGAUAACUAUAGUUCAUGGACAUUCUGCCUUUUCUACUCUUUGUCAUGAUGCUCUUCUUCAUGCUCGCACCAUGGGACUUCGUACAUUAUUCACUGACCAUUCUCUGUUUGGUUUUGCGGAUGCUAGUUCUAUCAUAACCAAUAAGUUUUUACAGUUUUCCUUGGCAGACAUUGAUCAUGUGAUCUGUGUUUCACAUACAAGUAAGGAGAACACUGUGUUGCGAGCAUCAAUGAAGCCUGACAUGGUAUCAGUGAUUCCUAAUGCUGUAGAUGCCAAUGUAUUUACACCUGAUGUUUCAAAGAAAAUUCCAGGAAAAAUCACCAUUGUGGUAGUAAGUCGGUUGGUGUAUAGAAAGGGUAUGGAUUUGUUGGCUGGAAUACUCCCCAUCAUGUGCACCAAUCAUUUAGAUGUCCAGUUUAUUAUUGGUGGUGAUGGCCCAAAAAGAGCUCUCCUAGAGGAUGUUUGUGAACAGUGUAAACUCCAAGAAAGAGUCAAGUUUUUAGGAAAAUUAAAACAUGAGAAAGUUAGGGAUGUGCUCACUCAAGGUGACAUAUUUCUCAAUACAUCAUUAACAGAAGCAUUCUGCAUUGCUAUUGUUGAAGCAGCUAGCUGUGGGCUCCAAGUGGUCAGCACCAGAGUGGGUGGGGUCCCUGAGGUACUACCAGAUGACAUGAUAAAACUUGCUGAGCCAAGUGUGAAAUCUCUCGUGGCAGCUUUGGAAAGCGCUGUAGAAGCUGCAAGAAACAAUACAUUUGUAGCGCCAAACGUAGCCCAUGAACGAAUAAGGACAAUGUAUACAUGGCAGAAUGUAGCUCGACGAACAGAAAGAGUCUAUGACUUGGUUAGCACAGUACCUCGUGUUUCAUUUGACGAGCGACUCAAAAGCUUGUACCACUGCGGCCGUGUGGCAGGAAAAAUUUUCUGCAUUUUAGCAGUAAUUGAUCUGUUUUUACUGUGGCUUCUCGAAUGGUUUUUUCCGAGAAAGAAUAUAGAUAUGGCACCCUCUUAUCAAGAACAGAAAGACAAAUGGAAUUCCAGAGACGAAAUCAUAACAUCUGGUCAAACAGCGUCAGUGAUCGACAAGAAAAGACAAAUCGAUUGUUCUCUCGUGAGAUGACAUUUGCAAAACGUACGCGAUGCGAAAUUACAAGGAAGUGUUAUGUUAAAGCUUGAGAUUAACAUUGAGGGGCAAAUAUAAAAUAAAUAUUUGAAAUAUUA
Molecule: messenger RNA, 1520 nt
Organism: Pocillopora damicornis (cauliflower coral)
Lineage: Eukaryota; Metazoa; Cnidaria; Anthozoa; Scleractinia; Pocilloporidae
Product: phosphatidylinositol N-acetylglucosaminyltransferase subunit A
Biological process (GO): GPI anchor biosynthetic process
Cellular component (GO): glycosylphosphatidylinositol-N-acetylglucosaminyltransferase (GPI-GnT) complex
Molecular function (GO): phosphatidylinositol N-acetylglucosaminyltransferase activity
Source: RefSeq, a predicted model, not a curated record